Messenger RNA from Ruditapes philippinarum (Manila clam), 2043 nucleotides. RefSeq lists its product as uncharacterized. NCBI's taxonomy places the organism in Eukaryota, Metazoa, Mollusca, Bivalvia, Venerida, Veneridae. The record is from RefSeq and is a predicted model, not a curated record. The transcript has a single exon. Bases 1 to 2043 code for a protein of 680 amino acids.
AUGGAUAUCAACAAAAAAAUAAACAAAAGACUAGAUAUAAAUGGAUAUAGUGUAGAAGCUAGAAAAACAAAUCAGAUAACAAAGUUAAUAGGAGCAUUUCUCGAAGAACGUUUCAUAAGAAAGGUUAUAAUUAGUGGCAGCUUUCCAGAAGGGUCGGAUCUAUUUGGAAGUGACUUUGAUGUUAUGGAAGUGGUUAACGAAUUUACUGUUAUAGAAGAGAGAUGCGGAGGUAUUAAUCAUGAUUUAUUACAAUGUUUUCAACCGAUACCUGUUUAUAUUUCCAGACAUGGAUGCAGUUUAGGAUAUUGCAAAAUAAAAAUCGAUAAUUAUACAAUUUCAAUGCUUAAAAAUAUAGGCAUUACUCGUGUUCUCAAAGGAGUAAAGAUAUCUAAACUGAUAGAAAAAAAGAACAAUGUCUAUUUUCUCUCAAGUAAAUUGUUCCGUGAGAAAGUCCUUCCAGGUGGAUAUGUUCCUGAAAGUCCAAACAAAGCAAUAUUUACAUGUAAUGGACCAGCAAUGACUUGUGGUAAUUUAGAUACAGUCAUAUGUUUAGAAAUAAACCAAUGGCCUUCCGAAGCAAUUAUAUGGAAGACUCGUAAAAGAAAGAACAAUUGGCCGAGCAAAAAUACUUUAGAUUCGUUAGAUACAAACGUCUCCUGUUAUGUUGUUCCGAUUGGUAGCAAAUCAUCUAGAGAACAAGACAUGGAAUGGAGGAUUUCAUUCACAGCCAUUGAGAGACAUCUGAUAUGGAGCAUGAAUGAUACACAGUUCAAAUGUUUUGUACUACUGAAGGCACUUAACAAACAAUACUUGAAAGACAUAUCGUCUUAUCAUAUUAAAAAUGUUGCACUUUGGCUUUGCGAAGAAACUCCUGAAACUGAUUGGAAAAGUGAACUUUUGGUUCACUGUGUACGAAACGGUCUUCUUAAGUUAGCCGAAUACGUUGAAAAGGGUAUUCUCCCUCAUUAUAUUAUUCCGGAAAAAAAUCUUUUCCUUCAUAAAAAUAAUGCCGAAAAAAAGGAAGCGAAAACAUUAAUCGAUGAUGUUCUCAAUAACCUAAACAUUAAAAUAAACUUGGAAAAUUUAAGAUACCGAGUUCAAGAAAUUCGGCUUGCCUUAUUGUGUAGAAAUAACGACAUUAGACGAGAAAAAUAUACUUCACUUGAACAGUUCCAUUCACUUGCAGAAUAUUUCGGAAGAUACAGCAUUAUUCCAAUGGCUGUCACAUCUCCAGGAUCUUUGAACCAAUCUCUUGUAGAACCCACUUGCGAAAGUAUAGAAAUAACAUUUGGAAAAGAUGGCAAAGAUCUUUCGCCCUGUAUACGUCUAGCGUUUACUACUUCACAACUCAAAAAGUGUCCCCGUCCGCCAGAACAGGAAAUCGACAGUUAUAUCUCUAAGAUACUGAAAUUUAAGGAAUUUGAUUACUUGACAGUGCCAUUAACAUGUGCAGUAAUAUACUUUGAAUACAGGAGGUUUUCUGAUAUAAGGAGCAUACUUUUACCAAAAUUGCAAGAUGAGUCUGGCAAAUAUUAUAUAACACCUUUCUCUACAUGGCCUUGCUCAGCUAUAUGUUUAAAAACAGGGAAACUUAAAGACUUUCUUCCAAUUCUACGAUCUUGUGAUCCCGCUAGAAAUCGACAAAAUAUAGUGCUAAAUUUUCCAUUUUAUUGGGACGACCGUGACAGUAUUCCUUAUCCUUUGCAACUUCAGAUAUAUUUAUUUGGACCCAGAUGUAACAUUCAAUGUGACCCGCUUAUUCUGAGCUGCUAUUUAUUAUAUUUGUGUGCAUAUAACCUGAGACUAUGUAAAGAAAAGAAGUCAAUGCAGAAAGUCUUUGAGAACGCAUUGUCAACUUACGAUUUUGAUAAUUAUUUUCACUUUGUGCAUUUGAACUUAUUUGGUCAUAUGAAAUACGUAUCGGGUGACAGAAAAUCGUCCUUCAAAUAUUUUGCAAAAUCUAUAAAAGUUUACCCAGCUGUAAAGAAUGCAGCUGUAUAUCACAUAGCUUUCAUGAUAAAUGAUCUACUUCAAACAAAAUGA